Messenger RNA from Dictyostelium discoideum AX4, 2652 nucleotides. RefSeq lists its product as hypothetical. The record is from RefSeq and is a predicted model, not a curated record. The transcript has 2 exons. The coding region runs from base 1 to 2652 and encodes 883 amino acids. Lineage: Eukaryota; Evosea; Eumycetozoa; Dictyosteliales; Dictyosteliaceae.
AUGAUGGAGGAUAAUAAAAUAUCUCCAACAUUUCCAUCAACAAAUAGUCAUAGUAUAUUCAUUGGAACAAAUAGAGGUAUUGGAGUUGGAAGUAGUAGUAUGGAUGAUAUAACGGGUACGGCACUUUCAUUAGAAUCACCAAUUGCUACACCAAUGAAAUCAAUUAUUUCAAAUAAUCCGAAUAAUACAACAACCACAACAACUACAACAACAACAACAACAAGUUCAAGUUUAACACCAUCUGUAAAUAGUGAAUCUUCAUUAUUAUUUGAUUCAAUUGGAAUGAAUUCAAGUCCAAAUAAACAAGCACCAAGAACUGAUUUUAUUAGAAGAAGAAAACAACAAAGUAAAUCACAAAGUUAUUCAAAUUUUAAUAAUUUAUUACCAGAGUUAUUAACACAACAAGAGGAUUUAAAGGGUGAACAUGAAUAUAUGAUGGAUUUUUGUUUAAUAUUAAAAGAGAGAUUAAAACAAUUAUCGAUACAGUUAGAGUUUGAUUUAUCAGAGAUUGAACAUAAAGAUCAAGAGAUUGAAAUGAUGAAAACUAGAAUCAAUAAAUAUAAUAUGGAGUUAAGAGAGAAAGAGGAUGAGAAUGAACAACUCAAUGAAGAUAUUAAAAGAAUCAAUAAAGAGAAUCAAUUACAACAAAAAGAAAUUACAUCAUUAAAGAAUGAAUUGAAACAGAUUGAACAAGAUUGGAUACAACCACAAGAGUUUAUAAGUUGGAAAGAAGAUAUUGAGAAAUUAACAUCGGAUCUCUAUCAAAAAGAAACCAAACUACAACAAUUAAAAGUAAACUAUGAUAAAUCAUUAAUUGAACAAAAGAAUCUACACGAUAAAAUCAUCAGUGAAAGAUUGAUACGUAAGGAGGAGAUGGAACAACAAAGAUUAUCACAAUUGAAUGAGCGUGAGCAUUUACAACAGUUUACAAAUAAAUUUGAAAAGAAAAAACAAAAAAAGAAAGCAUUAAAAGAUACAAUCAAAAGAUUAGAGUUUGAACAAGAACAAUUCAAUAAACAAUAUAAACUAAUAAAAUCCCAAUUGAAUGAUAGUGAAAAAGAGAAUUUAGAUUUAAAACAUUCAUUGGAUCAAUAUCAACAACAACUUUUAGAUACAAAAUCAAAAUAUCAUGAUCUAUCUCAUUCUCAACAAUCAAUGACUAGACAAUUGGCUCAAUCGGAAACAAACUAUCAAGAGGUACUCGAUAGGAUGAGUAAAAGUGGUUCAGAAGUUGACGAACGUGUUUCAAUGCUUUUAAAUGAAUGUUCAAAAAUGAGUUCAACCAUUGCAUCUUUGGAAACUCAAUUACAAGAUGAAAAGUUAACUCGUCACAUCUCUUCCAUUUCUUUAUCAGAUCCAAAUUAUUCCUUUGAUAAACUUGAACUCUUUAGAAUCAUUCAAACCAAAGAUGAAGAUAUUCAAUUAUUUCAAAAGAAAAUUCAACGUCUAACAGUUGACAAUAAUAAUUUAAAUAAAAAAUCUAAAAAAUUCGAAGAAUCUGCAUUUGAUAAUUCAACUCAACUUUCAACCAUUAAAGAAUCUUUUACAAAUUGUAAAAAAGAAUUAUUUAAAAUUAAAGAAGAAUUAUUAAUUUUAAGUAAUGAUAAUUUUAAUGAUAGUUUUGAACAUAAUUCACCAAAAAUAAAUCAAUUAAAUAAUAAUAAUAAUAAUAAUAAUAAUAAUAAUAAUAAUAAUAAUAAUAAUAAUAAUAAUAAUAAUAAUAAUAAUAAUAAUAAUUUAGAUUCAAAUUUAACAUUAUCACCAAUUAAAUCACCAUCUAGACCAAUUAGUAUGAGAUCUUCAAAUUCAUCAUUAAAUACUAGUGUUAAUGGUUCACCAAAUAGAAAUAGUAUUAGAAUUGAACAAACAACAGAGGAGAUGUUAGAGAAAGCUAGAUCAGCUGCAGUUGGUUUCAAAUUACGUAAUCAAUUCCUAAGUAAUGAAAUUCAAAAUUAUGAAAAAGAACUUGAACAACAAAAACAAUCAUCACAAACUAUAAUAAGACGUUUACAACAAGAUCUUGAAGAUAGUAAAAAAGAAAUGGCAAGAAUAAAGAAAACUUUUCUUCUUAGAUUUUCAAAAGAAGAUGAUAUCAUAUUCUUGGAUUAUUAUUCUCUAACUGAUAGAUUCAAUCAUAGAAAUUAUUUAUCAGAUACUUCAACAACUUCACCUUUAUCACUUUCUUCUUCAUUAUCUUUAAAUUCUUCAACUAAUUCAUUUUUAUCAUCACCACAAUCUCAAAUAUAUUCACCAAUACAAUCAGAAAAACUCCUACAACAACAACAAAAUUUAAAUAACCAAGAUAAUAUUUAUAAUAGUAAUAUUAAUGAAGAUAAAAAUAAUAAUAAUAAUAAUAAUAAUAAUAAUAAUAAUAAUAAUAAUAAUAAUAAUAAUAAUAAUAAUAAUAAUAAUAAUAAUAAUUUAAAAAAGAGUAAUGAAAUACCGAUUAAAACAAUGAUAGAAGAUCCAUUAUCUUCAAGUAAUGAAUUUUUAUAUCAACCUUCACCUAAACCAAAUGGUAGUUCCUGCUAUAGAUGUAAAAAAGAAUUUUCAUUUUUAAAGAAAAAGAAUCUUUGUAAAUCUUGUAACAUAUAUUUUUGUUCAGAUUGUUAUAGUUCGAAAACAAAAACUUGUUUAUUUUGUAAAAAAUAA